This is a messenger RNA of Sporothrix brasiliensis 5110, 1551 nucleotides long. RefSeq lists its product as uncharacterized. The coding region runs from base 1 to 1551 and encodes 516 amino acids. NCBI's taxonomy places the organism in Eukaryota, Fungi, Ascomycota, Sordariomycetes, Ophiostomatales, Ophiostomataceae. The transcript has a single exon. The record is from RefSeq and is a predicted model, not a curated record.
AUGGCCUUUUGGGUUCGCGGCGGGAGAGAGCAGACUUUUGGUCCGAACCAUGGAGAGGGGCAGAAGCGGCCAUAUUACUAUGUGGAUGACGAGGCAAUUGAAACAGUCAAUCAGCCAUUGCGGGCCUUUGACGACGACGGCGACGACACUGACGGCAGCCGUCAUCAAUUGCCGGCAUCCUACCACCAGCACGUCCCAGAAUGCGAUAUCCCCUACCAGUCGAUUGAGCCCCGAGAAGACACACCAGCAGAGACACAUGUCUUCUUCAUCCUACACGAGGAAGGCCCCAACGAGGCGCGGUCGCUUUCGUCGCAGUCCCCGUUGCCCACUAGGGGUGGUUCAUCGCCUGGCCUGGAUAGAUAUUCUCCCCUGCCCCGGCCAACAACUAUCUGGAAGAACGGCUCGGACCUGAAAGCGUUUGCCUCUCCUCAGCCAUAUUACGCCCAAGAAUCUGUCCCGGUACCUGUCGCGAAGUUGCCACGGUAUGAAGACUGGCGGGAUAAAAACCACUUGUAUGACACAACAUCCGGCCAAAUAAAUGUCGUGCGGUCUCCCUCGCCGUACGAGGUGGUGGUGCGGCGAGCAGCCAGUCGGAGACAGACACCAGAUGAUACGGCACCACAUAUUUAUGCACACUCACACUCUGUGAGCGAAGGAUGGGCGGCUCGAUCAGAUGCUCAGAACACCGGAUCGCGUGACCACUAUCAACUGGAACGACAACAACUCGAUCCGCACAUGGUCCAGUCUAUUAGCUGCUCCAGUCAGGACCGCGGUGCCAGCAAGCCGUCGGAGACACUUCUAACCGAUGCCGAAGCAGCCGUCAGUGUCGGCGCCCACCUCGCCAGCUUCAACCGCCGGUUUCCGUCGUCGCGCCACGAGCGCAUCUUGCUCGGCCUGAUUCAUCCCAAGUCGGUGGAUGCAGAAUUUGAUCUUGACAACAGCGCCCUGGAGAGCAUCUUCUCAUCCGCCAACGAGAUUUUCUUCAACGGCCGCCUAACCCAGCGUGUCCAGUGGGACUGGUCCGACGCCAGCUCCAACCCGCAAUACGACAACAAGAUCAUUGGCCACACCUCCCUCCGCCGUGCCCACAUUGGCGGUUUCGAGACGUUCGUUCUGCUGUCGACACCAAUCUUGAGGAGCCGCGAAUACAGCCGCCGUCUGCUCAUCUCGGCGUUUCUACACGAGCUGAUCCACUGCUACUUGUUUAUAUGCUGCGGCUGGAGUGCACGCGAGUCUGGCGGCCAUACGGACGGCUUCCGGCGCAUUGCCGACACCAUUGACCAGUGGGCGGGGCGCGAGAAUUUGUUUCUCUGCCAGGUAGAAGCGGACCUCGAGCGUUUCCGGCAGCCGCCAGAGUGGAAUGCAGCUCCAGACGAGACGUCCGUUGUGGACUAUAGCGGCUACUCGCUGGCCUCUCCCAUCCUUUACAAUGCUCGUCUGUGUAACCCAACCAAUUCCAACACGGACUGGGAGCGCUGCUUGCAUGACCGGUGGGAACAUCGCCAGCACCACCACAGCGCGCCUUCCGACCACACCUAUUCAUGGACUUAG